Molecule: messenger RNA, 6239 nt
Organism: Monopterus albus (swamp eel)
Lineage: Eukaryota; Metazoa; Chordata; Actinopteri; Synbranchiformes; Synbranchidae
Gene: wizb
Product: WIZ zinc finger b
Exons: 10
Coding region: 375-3740 (1121 amino acids)
Biological process (GO): regulation of transcription by RNA polymerase II
Cellular component (GO): nucleus
Molecular function (GO): RNA polymerase II cis-regulatory region sequence-specific DNA binding; DNA-binding transcription factor activity, RNA polymerase II-specific
Source: RefSeq, a predicted model, not a curated record
CGACCCUGGUGUGGCUGGUGCCUGGUGUGCCUGAUGGUGUUAGGAGGAUGAACUUGCUAUGGAGAUCUCUUUAUUGAUGAAGACAAUAAAACAAAUGUGAGCUAAGAUGCUGUUGAAGUGUGUUUUAAAUGUGCACCUGGCUGACCUGAGUGACACCUGUGAUCCGUGUGAAGUGUGUGAAUCGGUAUGGUGGUUAUGGAGAAACUCAUCCUUAGCAGAGAGAGAGAGAGAGAGAGAGAGUGUGUGUGUGUGUGUGUGUGUUAGGGGGCGAGCCCCCGGUGCCCGCGCUUGAUGUGGCGCUCGGUGCAUUCAUCCCAACCUCCGCCUCCACUCGAUUGGUCACGCCUUAGCUUAGCGGUGCAUAUGGGGGCAAAAUGGCUGCUUCCACCUCCCCGCAGACCCAAACAAUAGCGGAAAAACUGUCUGGCUUCAGCUGCCAGGAGUCCGUUGCACUGCGGUUACGGACCGGUGAUGAGGAGGAAGCAGCUGAGGAAGAGGACGAGGAGGAGCUGCAGCUGGGUGAUCUGAGCCCGAGCCCAGGGAAAACAGGGCUGUACAGUGUGGACACAGGCAGCCUCUCUUCCGGGGAGGAUGCAGACGCCAAGGUCCAGAGCUUGAAGUGUGAGGUGUGUGGGGUUCAGUUCGAGACCAGGCGGGGACUGUCCAGUCACGCCCGCUCUCACUUGCGCCAGCUGGGCAUCAGCGCCUCAGAGAGCAGCGGGACACCCAUCAGCCUCCUCUACCAAGUCGUCAGGGAGCGCAGCACAGACGGCCAAAUAAGCCCAUCUCUCCUGGAACCGCUUUCAUCCAAGAACAACCCCCCUCCUAUUCCUCCAAAAGAUGACGAUUUGGAAGACAUGGACUUAGAUGAGAAACCGAUCCCUUUCUCCCCCCUGGCCAAAGCAGCAAAAGCAGUGGCCCCCUCCUGCUCGUCCACACCAACGCCUUCUCCUGGUGCCUCUCCAGGUCCGCCUCACUCUGCCUCCCCUUCCUCAGUGGUGAGGAAAGCCCCCAUUUCCUCUCUGCUGCCUGUGUCUUCCCCCUUGCGCUCCCCGGAACACAAGGCCGGUGGAAUGAAAAGUCUGACCUCUAACCUCUCUGGCCCAGCCGCGACAACCAAACCUCUGUGGGCCCCCCAGGAGAACGAUGCUCCUCUCAACCUCACACUGGAGGUGGACCCCAACAAGGACAUUGUCUGUCAGCUGUGUGGUGCCUGGUUUGAGACCCGAAAAGGCCUGUCCAGCCACGCACGAGCCCAUCUGCGCCACUUUGGGGUGGAGUACUCUGAAUCCAAGGGCUCUCCCAUCGACCUCCUGAACCAGCUCAUCGACACUGACGACUUUAAGCACAAAGCCAGUGUGCUGCAGCUGGACAGCCACACGGAACCACGGGGCCUCACUGCCACCACCGUCUCCCCCUCGAAGCAGUCUCUGCUGAGCCUCUCUUCUUCCUCCUCCUCGUCCCUCCUCUAUAAGGUGACCACGAGUGGCGGGGGGUCGACGUCCAAAGCUACCUCUUCCUCUGCCUCGUCUUUGCUUGGCCCACCUGCCAAGCGACUCAAGUCCUCUUCCAUGCAGGUCUUCCGCCUGAGCAGUGGAGAGCUCAUGGCCCUUCCACACAGUGAACCUCCAAAGGAAAUUGGCUGUGAGUUCUGUGGGGAGUAUUUUGAGAAUCGCAAAGGGCUCUCCAGCCACGCCCGCUCCCACCUGCGCCAGAUGGGCAUCACUGAGUGGUCUGUCAACGGCUCCCCUAUCGACACUCUGAGGGAGAUCAUCACACGGCGAGGCCUGCCUUGUGCCCUUCCUCUAAAGCCUCUAAAGACUCCACCUCCUUCCUCUCCGGGGCCCCCUCGCUCCCCUCUGUCAACCUCCUCCUCUCCUUCAGCUCCAAUCCUCAGCCGACUUCCCUUCACCUUCACCCGCCCCUCCAGUCCUCCUCAGCCCGCGGUGUCCAAGUCAAGCUCGGCUCCUCCGGUGUCUUCUAGCGGGCUGAUCCUCAAGCUGAAGCCUGAGCCGGUGCAGCUGGAAGUCACCACACAGGGGGCAGUGGGCAGAUCUGGGGGCUUCUCUGGUGACCCUCUCAACUGUAGCUGGAGCAGCUCGGACAGCGCGUUCCCCCUCAACCUGGCUACGGGCCAUGAAGCGGAGCCUACGAGGGACAUUCGAUGUGAGUUCUGUGGGGAAUAUUUUGAGAACCGCAAAGGGCUCUCCAGCCACGCCCGCUCCCACCUGCGCCAGAUGGGCAUCACCGAGUGGUCUGUCAACGGCUCCCCUAUCGACACCCUGAGGGAGGUUAUGCGCAAGAGAGGGGCGGGCACCUCCUCGCACUCAGAUCAGGGAGUGAAGAAGGAGUUGAGCCAGGGAGCCAGCAGCCCCCCCUGGGAGAGCAUGGGAGGCGCCAGCACUACAGAGGGUUCAGGCUACCAGUCGUCCAAAUUCCGUAAAUCUCCUCUUAGUUUGCUGCAGUCAGGCUCCGGGCUCCAUAAGCAGGGCCUGGGGUCUGUGACCUCCCCUGCUGCCCCACCAGCAGGGAAGUUUUUCAGGAUGUCCUCACUCGGGAAGAGGCCCCUGUCAGAGGAGGCGCAGCCGGUGGAGACUCCCCACUCAUCACCACAUCAGUUUAAACAUUUCUCACCUCUGCCACGUGAUUUCUCCUUCAAAAGAAAAGUGUCCCCAGACAAACACAGACACCAGGAUCCCAGCUGUGAGCUGUGUGGCUUCUACUUUGAGAACCGCAAGGCUCUGGCCAGCCACGCGCGAGCCCACCUGCGGCAGUUUGGCGUGACCGAGUGGUGUGUAAAUGGGUCCCCUAUCGAGACGCUCAGCGCUUGGAUACGCAGCAGGCCGCAGAAGGUGUUGGAGAUGCACCGCAGCUACAUGCAGGGGAACCGCUCCACCCUCAAGAAGAAGAGCAGUUCACCUCUGAGGGCCUCUGAAGAUUCUGAUGAUGUCCUCCCUGUCUCACCACAGAAGGCUUCUUCUUCUUCUUCCUCCUCCUCCUCCCAGUGGUCUUCUUCUCUGGCUUUAAGCCUGGUGCGACCACUGAGCCGUGAGGUCAGCCAGGGCUCUUCCAAGGCUGCGGAGAGUGAAGCCGGCACCAACCCGCAGUCCACCCCCAUCAGGCCCGGCCGCAGCAGUCCUGGCGUCUCGCGGCUCGCCAGCGACCUCCCGCUUCAAGCACAGGUGGCUCGCAGUGAACUCAAUGUCCGCCUGCCCAGAGGUUUCGAGCGUCGGCCCUUGAAGCACCCGUCCUGUCCAGAUGGACCAGAGAGGGACAGCGGUCCUCCUAAGCCCCCACGCACAGGCACCGUCCCUGCCUUGGUGCCCAAACCCCCCUCGUACCCACUGGUCAAACUGGUGGGCAAGUUCUACACCCUGAAGUGCCGGUUCUGUGAGGUGGAGUUCCAUGGUCCGCUGUCGGUGCAGGAGGACUGGAUCAGACACCUCCAGCAGCACAUCCUCAAGAUGAACUACAACAAGCCUGCUGCUCCCAGAGCGGUCUCCGCUGACCCCCCUGCCUCGACUGGCAAUCCAGCCCCGGUCCAGGCCUCUGCUCCAGCCUCUACCUCCAGUACCACCUCUGCCACACCUGGCCUCAGCGCCACAGCUCCUAGCAGCCGCUCCCCCACUCCUCUGGCCGAGCGCGCUCCCACCGUCACUGCCACAGAGAUAGUAAAGGUCUCAGAGCAGCAGCCCCCCUCGACUCCGACUCCUGUUCCCCUCACUAGCCAGACGGUGUGAGCUCCUGUUCACCACCCACGAGCAGUUCACCCCUUCAGUUUUCACCUGCCUUAUGUUUUUCCAUCUGUUUCUUUCCUUGUUGUUGAAGAGAAGGGUUUCUCUCUGAAGCCCAGGCAGCUUUGAAGCAGCGUUCUAGACUUUAAGUUCCGUUACCGUGGGAACGAAGCUCUCUGGUGUUAGUGGGAACAGUCCGAGGUUCUGAGGAGAGGUGGGCCCAUGUUUUGUGUUCACCUUGUUUAUACUGAAUGUGCAGGUGUUGACAUGGAAUGUUGCUCUACGUCUCCCCCCAGUCUCUACGUCUCCCCCCAGUCACUGGGUGAUUUUACUGACACCCCCUAUCAGUCUAUUACCCCCAGUCCACCCUGUGAGACUUUGGCCUUUUCUGUCUGCACACUGGCAGUGCUGGCCUCAGCCUCGCACAUAGAGGUCCUCACGGAGACAAAGUGACAUUUCUAAUCACGACAGUCUCACCGAGACUUUAAACUUGUGGUAACACUUAGUGUUAACGAAAAAGCACUUUGAACACUGACAGUGUCACUCAGCACUUACUGAAGCAUGCACUGACAGCAGCUUCAUGAAGCAUUCACACCAGUUCGCUCUGUGCAGGUGUGGAUUUCAUUUGACCCAUCGGUCUACACUUAGCAACCCAUAAUAUCAACGUGAAAAAAUGUUGACACACUUUGUAAAGCUAUUAAAAAUCACACAUCUCUCAAACAAACACAGGUACUUGUAGAAGCCCCUCUGGCAGCAGCUUCCAGCCUGAUCCCAUUCCUCCUGGCAGAUCUCAGUCACACCAUCGUCACAUCUCUCGACAGAUGUUCCAGAGCCAGGGCUACCCACAGAAAGGUAGAGAGAGAGAGAGAGAGAGAGAGAGAGGACACACGACAGUUAGUGACGCGUAGCGGUGGCAUAUAAGAAUAAAACAGAGGGGGAGGGGAGGUGUUGGACUGGCUGGAGUCCUCAGUGACUGGCCCUGAAGCUGCUGCAGCAUUGUUACAGGUUACCGAGUGUAGACCCAUGGGCCAAAGUGGCAGUUGGACCCAUUUAACGUAAAUCAACAACACAAAAAAUGUGCAGAGAGUGGCUGAAAACUUAGUGAAGUUACUGUGAAUGUGUGGAAGGUGAGGAAAACAAACUCCACCUGGUUAGAGAAGCAAGAAGUGGGAGCACACCCAAAAAGGGAAGACCCCCCCCGUUAACUUUAUAAUGCAACACUUUCCCAAAAUACACAUCUGCUGGAACGUAGCUUACAGCACCUGCUGCUACGUUCUGUGCACAUUCAUACACAAACGUCGGCCCCUUGCUGAUGUCACUAAUCCCCAGGCUGGUGUUGUGUUGAAGUGGGGCCUUAGAAAAGUUCCACCUUUCGUUUCCGUUCAGUGUUGCCAUUUUCUUCCUGCCUUUCUCGAUGUAACCAAAUUCUUAUUUAUUUAUUUUCAUGCAUCUGAAUGUGGUAAGCUAGGUCAUGGAAUGUUUCAAAAAUAGGUCAGCGGUGCACUUUGACAUGGUGCACAGUUUGUGUGUGUGUUAGUUUCUGCACAUAUAGAGCAGUUGUGCAUUUGUUUCCCAUUUUAAAGUGGAAGAAGUCAAACUGCUCCUCGUUGGCUCAGAGUGAACAGUGUGGGAGCCUGUCUGUGCAUAGUCUGGUCAGGACAUCCGUCGUCGUGUUGGGAUGUGCCAAAGCGUCUGUUUACUUCCUCGCCUUGCCUCUGUAGAAGCUGUUUACAUCGGACCUGAUGCUGGAGCACAGAGGCUCCACGCUGAACAGUGGACCGAACCAGCAGCGAUCUGCAUCCACCAUGUGCACCGUCCAGCCCCUCCAGUUUGAAAGACUCGGGCUCCUGGGGUGGCAUCAUGGGACUCGUGUUGUUACUGUAGGGUUGGAUGAUUGCAGACUUGAUUUGCAGGCCGGGCCGUCAGCCCCCGGUCCAAACCCAGAGACUGUGAGGCCGAGGUCUCGCUCUGGUUCCUUCCGCGUUGCUUCAGAGCGUGUCCAUAUCAACCUAGAGCUGAAGCAAUAACUAAAGGGUCCACGUAGGCUGACGACCUUUUAACGUUUGUCCCAGUGUUUGAACUAUGACUGUUUGACCCAAACGAUACCCCACCCCUUUUAUGGAGCAUAGAUACACACUAUAUAACUACAUGUACUUAACACUGUUGAUGCUAGUAGAGCCAUCAGCAGUUCUAUUAGCAAGGUAGUUAAAAAACAAGUGAUCUUAUUUCCUCUAUUGUGAUUUGACUUCAGCUCUGAUGCUCUGUAUUUUUUAUUGCUCUGUGCAUUUCUGUAUUUGCAGUCCUGCAAGGUGAAUCUUAGAGUAUUUUUUAUUUUUAUCUUAGUCUCUCCAAGCUGAAUCUCUGGUGCUGGUGAGAAUGGUGGUGUUGGUCGGGAGCCGGUGAGUGACUGAACAUGAGGAAGACAUUUUAAUGUCACGUCCUGGUAUCAAAGGACGCUAAUAAUAAUAAACCAUUGUUAAAGGGGAGCACGGUGCCCUGUGAUGA